AUGUCGCUCCAGUUUGCAGUGCCUGCAGCUAUUGCGGCCUGGAUUGUGGGUCGCAAGGGCCAGUCCAUCAAUGCAAUACGAGCCCAAAGUGGAGCUAGCAUUGAUGUCUCCAAGGAGGGUGCACGCUACCGUGUGAUUGACAUCCGCGGUGCAGAGCAGGCGCUGAUGAGCGCCAUUGAGAUGGUGGUGGAACAGGCAUCAACCCUCCCAGACGGAUGGACAGAGUCCAUCAGGAUAGUGCUGCCGGCAGGCACGGCCGGAUACAUCAUCGGCCGGCGCGGCGAGGCCAUCAAGGAGCUCCGGCGCAGCUCGGGUGCCGAGAUGGACUUGGCCCAGCUGAACGCAGGAGCGGAGCAGCUGCUGGUGAUCAGUGGUGAGGUCGAGGUGAUUGUCGAGGCAGCUCAGAUGGUGGCUGGCAUGGCCUCUGUCAAUCUGACGAUCAAGCCCGUCCAGGCGCCUGCUGGCGCCAACGCGGGCGAGUUUCAGGUCAGCAUUGACACCACAGCUACCGUAGAGGAGCUGAAGGAGAAGGUUUCCGCACAAGUCAACAUCCCAGCGAAGAACAUUCGGCUGGUGUGCAUCGGCCGCAUCUGGCAGGACACCCAGACCGUCGGGUCUUACGAGCCGAAAGACGGAGUCGUGGUGCACUGUCUGAACAAUCCGCAAAGGGAAGCCCCCCCAGUCGCCAGCCAGUCGUUGGCUCCGGCGAACCCCAUGGCGCAGAUGAUGGGCGCGGCACCCGCGCCGCAGGCCAACUCAGGCGAUCCCUUCUCCCAGAUGAUGGCGCAGACUCAACAGCAGAUGAUGCAGAAUCCAGAGAUGAUGCAGCAGCUGAUGAACUCGCCCAUGGUUCAGCAGAUGAUGAGCAACCCGGAGGUUUUGAGGACGAUGGUUCGCAUGAACCCGCAGCUCAACGAGCUCAUGGAGCAGCGACCGGAGAUCGCCAGGAUGCUGGAGGAUCCGGAGUUGCUCCAGCAGUCCAUGCGCAUGGUUGCGAAUCCGUCGCUGAUGCGAGAAAUGACCAGGAAUGCAGAUCGCGCCUUGGGCCAGCUCGAUGCCAUGCCGGGUGGUCACAACGCGCUGGUGCGAGCUCACGAGGAGUUUGCGGACCCGCUCUUUGAGGCCAUGUCGGGAGGAGGCAGCAGCGCCAGCGGCGGGAACGCGACAGCGGUCGACUACUCGCAGGACACCAGCUCCGGACCCAGCAGUGAGGCGCUGCCCAACCCGUGGGGCCCGACGCCGGCCGCGAACACCCCGGCGGCUACCCCGGCGCCAGCUGCAGCCGCCAACCCGGCAGGCGCCAUGGCGGGUUUGGGCGCCUUAGGUGCGCCAGGCGCCUUGGGGGGUGCGCCAGGCGCCUUAGGCGGUGCACCGGGUGGCCUCGGUGCCAUGGGUGGUCUUGGUGGCAUGGGUGGCCUAGGUGGCCUGGGCGGCUUUGGGGGUUUGGGUGGCUUGGGUGGCAUGGGCGCCCUGGGUGGCAUGGGCAUGGGUGGCCUGGCCGGGUCAGGGGCUCCUGGUGGCAUGACCAGCCCAGCAGCACCGACAGCUGGCGCGACCGCUCCGGGAACGGCCGGGGCGACGGGGCCGGGAGCGGGCACUGCCGGAGCUCCCGCGAACAUGAUGCAGCAGAUGAUGAGCAAUCCUGCCCUGAUGUCCAUGAUGAUGAAUCCAGCGAUGAACCCUUUCGCUGGGGGCACAGGCGGUUAUGCUGCCGGGGCACCCCUGGCACAAGCACCGGCACAAACCCCGGAGCUUCAGAGAGCGCGGUUUGCGUCGCAACUGACGCAGCUCUCUGCCAUGGGCUUCACGAACGAGGCUGCUUGCCUCAGGGCCUUGGCCCAGCACGAGGGCCGCUUGGACGCGGCCAUCGACACCCUGCUCUCCGGUGACGGCAACAACCCCUAA
Messenger RNA from Symbiodinium necroappetens, 1905 nucleotides. The record is from the annotation of a GenBank genome assembly. Lineage: Eukaryota; Dinophyceae; Suessiales; Symbiodiniaceae.